UGCCCGCCAACGUGUCCGUCGGCAUGGGCUGCGCCCCAAGUAUCCACAGCUCGCAGGGCCGGGCGUCGUAUCGCGGCGGCGGCAGCAGCGAGGACGAGGACGAGGACGAAGACGCGCGGGGCCCUGCGCCGCUACCUCGACCCAGCGGAGGGCCGGGUCGUCCCCGCUUCCCAAAGCUGCCCGCGGCCACCGGUCGCACCGGCCUCGUGGAGUCCGAGCCUCACGACGGUUCGAAGAUUGCUGUAACUGAUGUGCAGUUUGGUCCAAUGAGAUUUCAUCAAGAUCAACUUCAGGUACUUUUAGUGUUUACCAAAGAAGAUAACCAGUGUAACGGAUUCUGGAGGGCAUGUGAAAAAGCAGGGUUUAAAUGUACAGUCACCAAGGAAGCGCAAGCUGUCCUUGGCUGUUUCCUGGACAAGCUCCAUGACAUCAUCAUCAUAGACAACAGGAAUCCCCGGCAGCUAGAUGCAGAGGCACUGUGUAGGUCUAUCAGGUCAUCAAAACUCUCAGAAAACACGGUUAUUGUUGGUGUAGUACGCAGAGCGGACAAAGAAGAGUUGUCUGUAAUGCCCUUUAUUGCUGCUGGCUUCACAAGGAGAUAUAUAGAAAACCCAAACAUCAUGGCAUGUUACAAUGAACUUGUCCAGUUGGAGUUUGGAGAGGUGCGAUCACAACUGAAACUCAGGGCUUGUAACUCAAUAUUCACUGCAUUAGAGAAAAGUCAAGAAGCAAUUGAAAUUACAAGUGAAGACCACAUUAUACAGUAUGCAAAUCCUGCAUUUGAAACAGCAAUGGGUUAUCAGAAAGGUGAAUUAAUAGGGAAGGAGUUAGCAGAAGUACCCAUGAAUGAAAAAAAAGCUGACCUGCUGGAUACCAUAAAUUCAUGUAUCAGGAUAGGCAAGGAGUGGGAAGGAAUUUAUCAUACCAAAAAGAAAAACGGAGAUAAUUUACAACAAAAUGUGAAGAUAAUACCUGUCAUUGGGCAGGGUGGAAAAAUUAGACACUAUGUGUCCCUUAUCACAGUGUGCAAUGGCAACAAUAAGGCUGAAAAAAUACCUGAAUGUGCUGUGCUAUCUGACAGUGUGACAGAUAGUCAGCCAAGCAAACAUCAAGACAUGAGGAAAGGCUCAUUGGACAUCAAAGCUGUUACCUCUCGGACAAGUGAAGCUUCUAACCAAAGGCGACAUUCCUCCCUGGCUCGGAUACAUUCUAUGAUGAUUGAGGCACCCAUCACCAAGAUAAUCAAUAUUAUCAAUGCUGCCCAAGAAAACAGUCCUGUACCUGUGACAGAAGCUCUGAACCGGGUGCUGGAAAUUCUGAGAACCACUGAAUUAUAUUCGCCACAGCUUGGAGCUGAGAAUGAUGAUCCUCAUGCCACUGACCUCGUGGAGGGCUUGAUGUCCGAUGGUUUACGAAGAUUAUCAGGGAACGAAUAUGUUCUUUCAUCAAAAAGCCUUCUGCAGGCUUCAAGUAGUGUGAUCACUCCCAUCUCCCUUCAUGAUGUCCCACCUCGAAUCGCCCUAGCCGUGGAAAAUGAAGAAUAUUGGGACUUUGACAUUUUUGAACUGGAGGCUGCAACCCAAAAGAGGCCUUUGAUUUAUCUAGGUCUCAAAACAUUUGCUCGUUUUGGAAUCUGUGAAUUCUUAAACUGCCCUGAGUCAAUACUGAAAUCAUGGCUACAAAUGAUUGAAAGCAAUUAUCACUCGUCUAACCCCUACCAUAAUUCAACACAUGCUGCGGAUGUGCUUCACGCCACUGCCUAUUUCCUCUCCAGGGAAAAAAUAAAGGCAACUUUAGAACCAAUUGAUGAAGUUGCUGCCCUCAUUGCAGCUGCUAUUCACGACGUGGAUCACCCUGGGAAAACCAACUCCUUCCUUUGCAAUGCAGGGAGUGAGCUGGCUAUUUUAUACAAUGACAGUGCUGUGCUGGAAAGCCACCAUGCAGCCUUGGCCUUCCAGCUAACUCUUGGAGAUGACAAAUACAAUAUUUUUAAAAACAUGGAGCGGAAUGACUACCGGACACUGCGUCAGGGUAUUAUUGACAUGGUCCUAGCCACAGAAAUGACAAAGCACUUCGAACAUGUCAACAAAUUUAUCAACAGCAUCACCAAACCAUUGGCAGCACUAGAAGAAAAUGAGGAAACUGGCAAGGACCAGGCAGCCAUAGACACUAUGCUCAAGACUCCAGAGAACCGGGCUCUCAUUAAACGAAUGAUGAUUAAGUGUAGUGAUGUGUCCAACCCCUGCCGGCCCCUGGAGUACUGCAUUGAGUGGGCUGCCCGCAUUUCAGAAGAGUAUUUUUCCCAGACUGAUGAAGAGAAGGAGAAGGAUUUGCCUGUGGUGAUGCCAGUUUUUGACAGAAACACCUGCAGCAUCCCCAAGUCUCAGAUCUCUUUCAUUGACUACUUCAUCACAGCCAUGUUUGAUGCCUGGGAUGCCUUUGUGGACCUGCCUGACCUAAUGCAGCACCUGGACAACAACUUCAAAUACUGGAAAGGACUGGAUGAAAAGAACCUGCGGAGCCUCCGACCCCCUCCAGAAUAGUGUGGGGCACUCACUGGGCCCAGAGGUUUUCUCCUGUUCGCACUCCCCUAGCACAGCCCAGAGUCUCAGCCCUUUCAGUAUUAGGCAGACCCAUUCCCUCAUCUGCAGAGCCUGUGACAGGAAGCACAUAGGGACCAACCUUCUGUGGCCACCAUCCAAUGCCAUAGUACAAGCCUGCUGCAGAGGCUCUUCAGAAAGGCACCCCAAACCCCAGAAUUGCAUCAGCUUUGUGUCACCACAGGUCUGGGGCCCCACAGAGCUGUCAGCAGCGCUGUAAAGCAGCAGUCCUCCCAGUUUCCUGCAGCACUUCCCAGAGCCAAGGCUGUGAGAUCUGCAGCUGCUGUGCUCACACCCGGGAACACUACUGAAAGUGACCUCCCUCAAGAUGGAGAAGCAAAGGAGACAUAAAUUUUGAGCUUGAUUGUUAUCAAUUAUUAAAUAUUUUAUUUAUUUUAUUCAAUAUUUUCUAUGAGUUUAAAAACACUUGAAAGCCAAAGCCAACUUCAAAUGCCAUGACCAAAUUUACAUGAUUCAUAUUCAUUCAUUAAAUACACAUGACUUGGUGUACAGACUUAUUUUCAUAAUGUACAUUUGAAAUAUAAAAGGAUACAUUUUUACUGAAUUAUAGAAGUACUUGUGUUUGUAAAACUCUUUUCUGUGAUGUUAAUUGGAAAAAGCUGUUUCCCUGGUGGGUCUCAGUCUAGAGAGCUAGCAGAGAAGGUGGCUUCUAUUAUCCAGAACCUGGGCACUGAAACAUGCCAGUAAUCUGGUGCAUUUGAAGGUUAUUCCUCAGAGAAAAAUUACAAUGUCACCAUUUUUCCUAAAAUUUUUAACGGAAUUUCUAAAAGUCUGCCUUAUUUUAUACUGUUUCUAAAAAUAUGCCCUAUAAAAACAAAGAGCAAACAUUGAAAAUUUAAUGAUUAACAUUUUAUAGUCACCAUGUUUUCAUCUGUCGUGGGAAUCUUUGAUUCUAGAAAUUUGUAAAAGUUCUAUAUCUUCACAUUUUGAAUAAGCAUAAUACUAUAAAAGUGACACUUGAUGAUAUGUCAAAAUUUUAGUUUCAUUUUAAACUU
Molecule: messenger RNA, 3616 nt
Organism: Jaculus jaculus (lesser Egyptian jerboa)
Lineage: Eukaryota; Metazoa; Chordata; Mammalia; Rodentia; Dipodidae
Gene: Pde8a
Product: phosphodiesterase 8A
Exons: 22
Coding region: 24-2543 (839 amino acids)
Biological process (GO): signal transduction; cellular response to epidermal growth factor stimulus; regulation of DNA-templated transcription
Molecular function (GO): 3',5'-cyclic-AMP phosphodiesterase activity
Source: RefSeq, a predicted model, not a curated record